AUGCUGCCACCUCUGUUUAUCAAUAAGUUAGCUUUGCCUAACAUUGCCACAAUCACUCAGUAUCCAGCCUUGAGUGUUGGGUUGUCAGUUUUUACAUUCUUGUUGCUAGUUAUAGAUCUUAGUUUAAAUCAAGCGUUGAGUCAAAAGUUCUCGUUGCAUCCAAAUGCUCCAUUCGAAUUCGAUUUGAAUCGUCUUUCCUUCUAUUUGUUAUUCCAUCGUGGCUUCAUCCACUGGUUAUUGAAUAUUAUUGGGUUGUUCACCCCAUUGGCUAUAUUUGAAAGAACACAUGGCACUGUUUUUACCGGCGUUACUCUUAACGUGUUAGCUGUUACUGCAGGUUUACAAUUUUGUAUUGUCGGUAAGCUUUUAUACCCUAAUACCCAAGUUAUUGGUUUAUCUGGAGUGGUUUUUCUGUUCAUGAGUUUUAUGGCCUACAAAGAACAUCACACAACACCUGUGAUCUACACGUUUAAAUACCAGGGAUCUGAAGUAUCUAUUCCUACAUUAUACUCACCAUUUCUCUUCUUGGUUGUCUGUAUGGUAUUAAUCCCAGGUUCAUCGUUUUGGGGACAUUUGGCAGGGAUUUCUUCCGGCUAUUUGUUGGCGUUGGGCUAUAUCAAAUUUAUGUAUCCGCCACUGAAAGCUAUAUUAUUCAUAGAAAGAAAAUUACAAACUCCAAUCAAUUCUUUGCGUUCUUUGGUUGUAUAUUAUAAAGAAGAAGAAGCUAUCGAACAAAGAGGUGUUAGCUACAAUCCAAUUUUAAGUAGCGAUGUCGAGUCUGCUCUUAACGAUGUUCCAAUUACUACGGGAACAAGAACCAAUUCUUUCGCUGGAGAAGGCCAGGUUUUAGGUUCAGCCUAA
Messenger RNA from Debaryomyces fabryi, 861 nucleotides. Its product is annotated as putative rhomboid protease. The transcript has a single exon. Gene Ontology annotation, cellular component: membrane. The record is from RefSeq and is a predicted model, not a curated record. The coding region runs from base 1 to 861 and encodes 286 amino acids. NCBI's taxonomy places the organism in Eukaryota, Fungi, Ascomycota, Pichiomycetes, Serinales, Debaryomycetaceae. Gene Ontology annotation, molecular function: serine-type endopeptidase activity.